GGGCACACGGAAGGACGUUUGAGACGCCUCGUGGGUGGGAUUUACUCAAGGUUGAAGGGGUAGUUUUUUUUAUUGUAAAGUAGUACUAGUAAGAAUAGAAUAACCCCUAAAGAAGAAGAAAAAGAAGAAAGAAUAGAAAACAAACUGCCAGCUGUCCGCCGGACUUUUGUUUAUUUUUCGUUCUGUCAGUUCUGAGGUCGCCAAUUGAAUUCGGGGAUCCUUAACGUUACCAGGUCAUUGAUCCUACAGUGAAGAGCUUGUGUCUGUGUGUGUGCGUGUGUGUGUGUGUGUCUGACUGACUGCUUAAAGAAAUCAACAUGGUCUUUGCCUAUAUAAAAGGCAUUGGAAAGCAGCUUCUGCGAGUGAAGGUGGUGGACUGCAGCACAGAAGAGUCUCGUCUUGCCCGAUGCCUCAACACCUUUGACCUGGUGGCCCUGGGAGUGGGCAGCACAUUGGGCGCUGGUGUCUAUGUGUUGGCCGGGGCCGUGGCACGGGAAAACGCCGGUCCAGCUAUCGUCCUCUCUUUUCUGAUCGCAGCAUUAGCCUCAGUGAUGGCCGGACUGUGUUACGCUGAGUUUGGAGCACGUGUUCCCAGAACGGGCUCGGCGUAUCUGUACAGCUACGUGACGGUGGGCGAGCUGUGGGCCUUCAUCACCGGCUGGAACCUCAUCCUGUCUUAUAUCAUAGGAACGUCCAGUGUCGCUCGGGCCUGGAGUGCGACAUUUGAUGAGCUUAUUGGCAAUCAUAUAGAACAUUUCUGCAGGUUACACUUCAGAAUGAAGGUCCCUGGAGUAUUAGCAGAGUAUCCCGACAUGUUUGCUGUGCUCAUCAUCCUCACACUGACAGCUUUGUUGGCGUUUGGGGUGAAGGAGUCCGCUAUGGUCAAUAAAGUGUUCACCUGCAUCAAUGUCCUGGUCCUGAUGUUUGUGGUCGUGUCGGGCCUGAUCAAAGGAACCCUCAAAAACUGGAGCCUGGAUCCUAAGGGGAUCCUCAACCAAACAUCCUAUGAGAAUACGUCACAGCCGUUGCCGUCUGAAGAGAGUUUGGGUGUUGGUGGUUUCAUGCCGUUCGGUUUCUCUGGAGUUCUGUCUGGUGCUGCCACCUGUUUCUAUGCUUUUGUCGGGUUCGAUUGUAUCGCCACAACAGGUGAGGAGGUGAAGAAUCCUCAGAGGGCGAUACCCAUUGGCAUUGUAGCAUCUCUUCUCAUCUGUUUCGUCGCCUACUUCGGCGUAUCAGCCGCCCUCACGAUGAUGAUGCCGUACUACAUGCUGGAUAAGAACAGCCCUCUUCCUGUGGCCUUCAAAUAUGUGGGCUGGGAAGGAGCGACGUACGCAGUAGCCGUUGGUUCCCUUUGUGCUUUGUCCACCAGUCUGCUGGGCUCCAUGUUCCCACUGCCACGCAUUAUCUUUGCCAUGGCAAAUGACGGUCUCCUCUUCAGCUUCCUGUCUCACAUCAGUGAGAGGAAGACGCCCAUCAUCGCCACCAUGGCGGCCGGGUUUCUGUCCGCGGUGAUGGCUUUCCUGUUUGAUCUGAAAGAUCUGGUUGAUCUCAUGUCCAUUGGCACUCUGCUGGCUUACACACUAGUCGCGGCCUGUGUCCUGGUCUUGAGGUACCAGCCAGAGCAGCCCAGUGUGAAUGUCCAGUAUCAGAGAGCCAGCUGUCAGGAGGAAACCGAGGCCGACUCCAUCAAUGAGAGCAGUGCUGGUUUCCUGCCUGGAUCUCAAGAUCUCUGCACCCUCAGCAACCUUCUAUCCCCCAAAAACGAAGAGCCGUCGCGUCUCUCUGGCUUCACCGUCAACAUCUGCACCAGUAUAUUAGGUGUUCUGGUGUGUGUGUUCUGUGUCGUGGCGGUUCAGGGUGGAUUUCAGAUCUGGGCUCUUACGGUUCUUGCCGGUCUGGCUGUGGUUUGUUUCAUCAUCACCAUGUUAAUAGGGCGGCAGCCUGAGAGCAAGACAAAACUGUCUUUUAAGGUCCCUCUGCUGCCGUUCCUUCCUGUCCUCAGCAUGUUCAUUAACGUGUACCUGAUGAUGCAGCUGGACGCAGGCACCUGGAUGCGCUUCGCCAUUUGGAUGGUCAUAGGUUUUGUUAUUUAUUUCGGCUAUGGAAUCUGGCACAGCACAGAGGCGGCUUUGGCCAGUAACGACACGGAAGAAAUCAACACCUUCAAACGGACAAUGACAGACGAACCAGCCACACCGGAGAAAGAGGCUUUCUUGAGCAACGGUAUUAAUGUCAGAGCAGAGGAGAGCAGUGACCCUUGAGAAAACACUUGAAAAACCCUGUUACCGAUGGCAUUGUGUGCUCACUAUAGCGAUGUAUGUGACUUACAACAACUGAAACGUCCAAACUGAGAGCUGCUAUUGACGUUCAAGACAAUGUCCUUUAUGUGUUACUGUAGGUCCGAAGCACCUUUAAGCAGCAUUACAACAUGUGCCUAUUAUUAUUUGCCUGUUAUUCAGGUCAAACGUGAAGGACAGAAUGAAUGAUUAUGAUGUGUACAUAAGGAUGCAUACUGCAUCAUUGGAACUGUCGGUUCUUCCAUUGUCGAAUUGGUUUAUUUUUAUCUAUUUAUUUUUGUAGCAUGUUGCUGUCAUGCUUGAUAAAAUUGUUUUGUGCAAAACAUAUUGCGUUGUUACCCAUAAUUCCCUUUUUUGGUGUGAGUUUUGUAUGUAAUUUACUGAUGUCGAGUUAUUCAGAAAGACCUCUGCUGAUAGCAACACAAAAAUGACUCUUCUUAAGAAGAAAUAUUCAUUUGACUUUCUAUGAGGUUUCAAAUAUUUAUUUAGCUGACACAAGGUGCUUUAAUUCAACUUUCUCAAUCUGAGAAGGGGGUAUCAUGCUGCAAAUCAGUUAUGCUGUUAAGUCAGAGACAUUUUUAUCAUUGGUUGGUCUGUAACUCUCCAGUGCCUUUUCUCACCCUUGUUUAUUGACAGUCCUAAUGUCUCCUCGCACUGACAAUGACCUUUAGUGGCUGAUACGAGUGCCUCCUCUCAGACUGUGAAGCAGUUGCCAAACCUUUUAUCAAUUAAAGACUUGGAUCUGGGAAAAUCUCUGUUCAGAGGGAUUCUAAUGCUUGUUUGUUCAGUUCAGCUCUUGUGUGCAUGCUGAUUCUCUCUUCGCUGUUUUACAUUUGCAUCUGGUGUUGGGCUAAAUAUUUUUGUACAGUUUUUUGGGGGGGGACUUUUGUGUUGUGCUUUUAUUGUCCAAAUUUUAGUCUGUUUGUGUGAAGGCAAAAAGCCAAAGAAUUCAUUAUGAUUUGAUUUGAAACUGCAUUAUUUUAUUGAUAAGUUGCAUAAAAAAAGAAGCCUUAACAGAACUUUUGGAAACACUGAUGCCUUAUUGCAUGUGUCACAGUCACAGUAUGUUUUCUACGUCGUAUUUUAAGUAAUUGAAUAAAUGAAAACUUGAUUGUUAAUACCACAAUUAAGCGAACUGCAAAUUUACUGUAAAUAUCAGCUGUUUUUUUUUUUGCAUUAUUUUCUUGGUUAUAAGGAAAGUUUCCCGGGUUUUUUUUUUUUGUUUGUUUUUUUGUACACUGCAGAUAUUUAAACUGGUUUGAUUUAAUGUCAGUUGUGUAUAUUUUAACACCAAAUGUGAGUACCUUGAAAACAGCGUUGUCAUGUGCAGAGCUGUGUCCCUCCUGUAAAUAAAUUUGAGAGCAAUGCUUUUACACCUA
Messenger RNA from Carassius auratus (goldfish), 3676 nucleotides. Its product is annotated as high affinity cationic amino acid transporter 1-like. The transcript is spliced from 12 exons. Gene Ontology annotation, molecular function: L-lysine transmembrane transporter activity; L-arginine transmembrane transporter activity; L-ornithine transmembrane transporter activity. Lineage: Eukaryota; Metazoa; Chordata; Actinopteri; Cypriniformes; Cyprinidae. Gene Ontology annotation, cellular component: plasma membrane. The record is from RefSeq and is a predicted model, not a curated record. Bases 318 to 2261 code for a protein of 647 amino acids. Gene Ontology annotation, biological process: L-arginine import across plasma membrane; L-ornithine transmembrane transport.